AUGAAGGUCCUAGCCUGGUAUAUCACGAUCUUCCUGAUCUGCGGAUGCUCUGCGCGAAACGUGGCACAAGAUCGUAGCAAACCUGGUAAAAACAAGAUCAUUCCUAGAUCUAUCACAAAGACAGCACACAGCAAUGGUUCAAUUACUUACAACCUGCUUGCAAUCACUGACAUGGAUGAAGAAGGAAGAGAGGCAAAGGAUAAAUAUAAUUGGCGCGCUGUAACUAGGAAGGGAACACUUACUAUAAGUAAAGACAAAAAAACGGUGACCGUGGAAUGGUUGAAGGGUUCUGAUCAGAAUGUCACUUCGGGACUGAAUUACAAAGGAAGGGCAAUGGAGUUGUCAGAUCUCUCAGAAUACAACGGACACCUCCUCUCACCUGAUGAUAAGACCGGAAUGUUGUACGAAAUUGAAGAUGGGAAGGCAAUUCCAUGGGUUUUCCUUAACUCUGGACCAGGAAACACAACUAAAGGAAUGAAGGCAGAGUGGUUAACUGUAAAGGAUGGUUUGCUGUAUGUAGGAGGUCACGGUACUGAAUACAGAAACAAGACCGGAGCUGUAGUGAGCGAAGAUUCAAUGUGGAUUAAGACCAUCACAAAAACCGGAGAGGUAAAAAGCGAGAACUGGAAGGAUAUUUAUACGAACAUGCGCAAUAAAGCUGGGUACCGUGAACCCGGUUACUUGACGCAUGAGGCAGUGCAAUGGUCAGAGAUUCGAAAGAAGUGGUAUUUCCUACCUAGAAAAGCCUCAACAACAAUCUACAAUGAGAAACAAGACGAGACGAAGGGUGCUCACAUACUAAUCGAAGCUGAUCCCAAACUAACCGAGUUCAAGGUGAUUUACGUUAAAAAUCCCAAAGGUAGUCGCAAGGAUCAUCCAGAAAGAGGCUUCUCUGCCUUCGACUUCAUUCCAAAUACUGAUGAUAAACUGAUUGUUGCAAUUAAAUCAAAGGAAGUGACGGAUAGUUCUCCUGAGAGCUACAUUACCGUGUUCAACGUCGAUGGUCAGACCUUGCUGAACCGGCAAACGUCGUCAGUUCCUGAACUUGCGCACAUUGAUAGACCGACAUCUGCGGUUAUCGAGGAACUACCGUCCGAGUCGGAGGUUCUGGUCUGUAUCCAAAAGAUGGAAAAUGGAAAAUCUAACGGAGACGACGGGACUGGUGCUGAACAGUUGAAAUAUCUUCCUUCGUCCGGGUUUGAUCGCCUUGUUCAACGUGUUCUGAGGAGCUUGUCGGAUUCGAGCUGGAAAAAGCCUCCUGGCCGAAAACGGAUGUUCUGGACUGAUGUGGUGAAAGAGGACCUGAGGACACUCGGCGUGAAUAUACAGUUCAGGCGAGACGUAAGGUUUCGCAGAAUAUGGAGUAGCGACGAAUGGAUUGAUUCUCUGCAAGCUCUCGCAGAAGGUCGAGAAGGUUGGGCAGAGCUGUGUUCAAAGACGGCACCCCACAGUGAAGAUGCUGGUCAUCGGGUCAGGCUAUGA
This is a messenger RNA of Necator americanus (New World hookworm), 1482 nucleotides long. RefSeq lists its product as uncharacterized. The coding region runs from base 1 to 1482 and encodes 493 amino acids. NCBI's taxonomy places the organism in Eukaryota, Metazoa, Nematoda, Chromadorea, Rhabditida, Ancylostomatidae. The record is from RefSeq and is a predicted model, not a curated record. Gene Ontology annotation, biological process: proteoglycan biosynthetic process. Gene Ontology annotation, molecular function: calcium ion binding; GDP phosphatase activity; UDP phosphatase activity. The transcript is spliced from 11 exons.